Messenger RNA from Dentiscutata erythropus, 518 nucleotides. The record is from the annotation of a GenBank genome assembly. NCBI's taxonomy places the organism in Eukaryota, Fungi, Glomeromycota, Glomeromycetes, Diversisporales, Gigasporaceae.
GUAGACUUAAAGAAAAAAAAGCAUCAAGGUAUAUUGCACAAACAGCUAGAGCUUUAAGUUAUAUUCACCAAAAACACGUUAUUCAUCGAGAUAUAAAACCAGAAAACUUGUUGAUAGAUUUGAAUGACGAGAUCAAGAUUGCAGAUUUUGGAUAUUUUGCUUUAUAUAUAAGACGUAAAACAUUUUGUGGUAUAUUGAAUUAUAUUCUACCCGAAAUGGUUGAAGGUAAAGAACAUGAUGAAAAGGUCGACUUUUGGUCACUUGGUGUUUUGUGCUAUGAACUUUUGACUAGUACUGCACCGUUUGAAAAAACUGGUCAUACUGCAACAUAUAAACAAAUUGCAAAAGCAGAGUUCACACUUCCUGAUCAUUUGUCUUUUGAGGCUUGUGACUUGAUUUGUUUGUUACUAAAACAUGACCUGAAACAACAUCUACCUUUGAAAGAUGUCUUGAAACAUCCAUGGAUUCGAAAAUACCAGAAAAGUCUGUUAAUAGUUUUUAGUAGUUAUAUUUGUCAA